Messenger RNA from Cooperia oncophora, 375 nucleotides. NCBI's taxonomy places the organism in Eukaryota, Metazoa, Nematoda, Chromadorea, Rhabditida, Trichostrongylidae. The record is from the annotation of a GenBank genome assembly.
AUGCAUACCUUAACCUGGUGUGUUACUAAAUCUAGUAAUGUUGAAGGAUUGUCAACUAUGGCGGACGUCGUACCGCCAGUGUCACUUGGUUCGUCAAAUGGAUCUCCUGACUCACCGAUAAUCAGUGGCGAAUCAGUGCCAAAAGAAGUUGCUCAACUUGCGGAGAAGUACCAGUUCCUAAUUAAAGAUGAACGAAGUAUUCAGAAAGAGAAGGCAACUAAUGGAAAGAAGCAGUCGGAUUAUUUAAAAAGAGAAGUUCGAGAUCUCAGCGACCAAAUUAGCGAUAUGCAAGACGACCUGCAGAUUCUCGAUGUGUAUGAUACGGGUGCCUUCGGUUGGUUGACUUUGUUAUCCUUUCGCUAUUUUAGUUAUUAG